Messenger RNA from Drosophila melanogaster (fruit fly), 1018 nucleotides. RefSeq names its product peptidoglycan recognition protein SA (gene PGRP-SA). Lineage: Eukaryota; Metazoa; Arthropoda; Insecta; Diptera; Drosophilidae. Bases 331 to 942 code for a protein of 203 amino acids. Gene Ontology annotation, cellular component: extracellular region. The transcript is spliced from 3 exons. The record is from RefSeq and is marked reviewed. Gene Ontology annotation, biological process: innate immune response; peptidoglycan catabolic process. Gene Ontology annotation, molecular function: zinc ion binding; muramoyltetrapeptide carboxypeptidase activity; peptidoglycan binding.
ACAAAUCUUACUGCUUCUAGGGAAGCAUUCGUCACUAGCUGAAAAGCGGAAAUUCCAUCACAGAGAUCGGCUUUCAACCCGUUUUAAAUUGUUGUUUGGGCUUUUUGCUUGUCGCUUCGCAAAUGUGAUGCAAAACAAAAAGAACCGAACAAAGAACGCGGAGAUUUGCGACGGAUCGGAAGAUCUGGAGAUGGCUAAUGGACGGGAGUCCCCUGUGGCUCUGCGGGAUCGUAAGCUCCAGAAAGCUCGGAUCGUUGGCCCUGAUAAAUCCGGCAGAUAGCCCAUCGAGAGCAGUUCUCAUCCAGCCUUAGAUCUUAGCACAUCAACAUCAUGCAGCCGGUUCGAUUCGGAUCUCCUUGGAUUAUGGCCAUUGGGCUGGUGCUACUACUGCUGGCAUUCGUCUCCGCCGGAAAGUCGCGUCAGCGUUCGCCAGCCAAUUGCCCCACCAUCAAGCUGAAGCGUCAGUGGGGCGGCAAGCCUUCGUUGGGACUCCACUACCAAGUGCGUCCCAUCCGCUAUGUGGUCAUCCAUCACACGGUCACCGGCGAGUGCAGCGGACUGCUCAAGUGCGCCGAGAUUCUCCAGAACAUGCAGGCGUAUCAUCAGAACGAGCUGGACUUCAACGAUAUUAGUUACAACUUCCUGAUCGGCAACGAUGGUAUCGUAUACGAAGGCACUGGUUGGGGAUUGCGCGGUGCCCACACCUAUGGAUACAAUGCCAUUGGCACGGGCAUAGCCUUUAUCGGCAACUUUGUGGAUAAACUUCCAUCGGAUGCGGCUCUCCAGGCGGCCAAAGAUCUGCUGGCCUGCGGAGUGCAGCAGGGUGAGCUGAGCGAGGAUUACGCCCUGAUCGCCGGCUCCCAGGUGAUCAGCACCCAGAGUCCCGGACUGACUCUAUACAACGAGAUCCAAGAGUGGCCGCACUGGCUCUCAAAUCCCUAAAUCAACUACAAGUAAUUGCAGUAGUCUGCCAGAAUGAGCAUAUCAGUUUAGUAAAGUAAAUAAACCAAUGUUGUUG